ACUCCCCCCUGUGGACUGCACCGCUGUACGGCCUGUGGUCGGGACAACACCUCCGAGCCAAACAAUUACAUCAAGGUCAUGGAGAGGAGGAAUUUUGUGCCGAUUAGUGCAGGAGUCCAGCAGCAAACUGUAAAAAACAGUACUUGUUGGUUUGACAGCUGAGACUACUCAAUUACUCCAAAUAAUAAACGGACCUGAGCGUUAGUGGCAUAACUAUAUGUUCCAAACGCUACAGGAGUGCAUGACGUUUUGUCAACAUCGACUGGAAAACGCAGAAUAAUAAUCUUAGAGGAUAUUUUUUAAUAAUUCACUCAAAUAGAGACUUGUACAAACCACACAGGGAGACUGAAGUAUCGGUAGAUUGUUGGUGUCUCUUCCUUUUCCCUGCAAUCGAAACUGGGACCAUUUGCCUGCCAGAGGUCGGCUCUAAAAACCAGGGUCAUGCUGUUCGGGGAAAAACACUUUUAGCAGGUUAUUGCCUUUAAAAUGAACUCCACAGAGGGAUGAAGAUUAAAGAAAAAAUAAAAAUGAAAGUAAGCCUAUUGUUCUUUCCACUCUUACUUGCAGAAUCCAAGAAGCAUGUUUAAGGGAUUUAGUAAAAGUAAUCCUAUUACUUUCUCAUCCUCAAAUCCUCAUUUAACAGUUAUUGUCACAAAAAGUAUUGGUAUUUUUUUGUAAUUUCUAAUAACUCUUUUUAAGUUAUUAUCCAUCAAGUUGGAAUAAGUUAACCUGUGAAAAUGUCAUUUUGUAAAAUAAAAAGAUAAAGAGAAAACAAAAAAAACGGUGUGUGGAUGACGUAAGCUUAAUGACAAAUCCGUCAGGUCUUUUUGAAAAAAAAUUCUGCGAGCCACGAGUCACUUGUUGACACUAAACUUGCAGCACUUCUAAAGUGUUUAUUACUAAAUCAAUUUCUUUUAGAGAGGGUUGCUUUUUACAAGCGCACGCGGCUCUUCGUUGUUUUGGUUUGACACUUUGAUGCAGAAAGUUCAACAAGUUCUGACAUGCUCACAAUCAGUGCUCAAACACACGUUAAUCGUGCUAUUUAAAUUAGGGUGUAUAAUUAUUAUUUAUUUUUUUUACAACAAUGAGCAGUUGUGCUGAUAAAGUAGAGGCCCUCAAUUAACCCUGCAUUUACCUAAGUUAACCAACUUUACCAAAGUUAAAAUAAAAUGAUUUUGUUUUAUUUUAACUUUAAUAAAGCAUCAUAUGUACUUAAUCACAUUGUCAUUGUAUUUUUUCCUUCGCAUUGUCUUCAUUGGUAUUCCUUCUAACUUGUUUUUAACUUAUUUCCUGUCGUUUUCAAUUCCAGCUCCAAUGCGCAAUUACGCACGAGCAAUAUAAGUGUGAUCGUGCCUUGCUUGAAAAUAUAGGCCUACCUUGAAAUACCACGCGGCCAGCAGUCAGAUGUGGUAUCGAUGCAUAUUGAUAUGGAGAUGUGGCUCUGUAGUGGGACAUAAAGAGGGGUGUGACCAUGUCUUAACUUUUCUUCAAUGGGCUACCUGUAGCGUCUCCGCGCUGCGCAUAAAUACUCCUCCCUCUGAGGUUGAGCUCAGUCCUGAGGGAGAGACUCACUCUGAAAUCAAGUUUUGGGAAUUAGGUCCGGUGCGGAUUAUGAACACUUUUGGACACCAACCAGCCAACCAGCAGACCAGCCCCAUUCAGCACCACAGCGCGCAAGAGCUCCUGGACAUGGCCGUGUACUGCGAUAACUACGGUGUGUACCAACAGAACCUGCACCACCACCACCCUCAGAGGCCGCCCACACACCCCUCCAACUACGGCCUUGGAGAGUACACCUCACCGUCCGCGAACCCCUACCUGUGGCUGAACGGUCCUGGCAUCAACUCAUCUCCGUAUCUCUCUGGGAACAACGGCACCUCCUACAUCCAGUCUGGAUACGGUUCCAACCAGAGGCAGUUCUUACCGCCUCCUCCAACCGGGUUUGGUGGAGCAGACCUGGGCUGGCUGUCCAUAUCCAGUCAGCAGGAGCUCUUCAAGAUGGUCAGACCACCUUACUCCUACUCAGCUCUGAUAGCCAUGGCCAUACAGAACGCCACGGAUAAAAAGUUAACCCUGAGUCAGAUCUAUCAGUAUGUGGCUGACAACUUCCCUUUCUACAAGAAGAGCAAAGCUGGGUGGCAGAAUUCAAUCCGGCAUAACUUGUCUCUGAACGACUGUUUCAAAAAAGUGGCACGGGACGAGGAUGACCCUGGUAAAGGGAACUACUGGACGCUCGACCCAAACUGUGAGAAAAUGUUUGACAACGGCAACUUCAGGCGAAAAAGGAAGAGGAGAUCGGACAUAACCGGCCCUGACAGCACCUCUCUCCCGGUGAAGUCCGAGGACAGCCCGAGCAACAAGCUCUCCGACACCGCCAGCCUCCUCAGCUCUUCCCCGCCUAGCCUGCACAGCUCCCCGGCCUCCACGGAGCACAAGUCGUCGCCGUCUCCCUCCGCGGAGCACAGCCCGUGUUACGGCAGUUUUGUAUCCAGCGUUAAUGCACUGUUGGCGGGCAGCGGCAGCGGCAGCGGCAGCGACGUGACCCGGGGAGGAGGAGGAGGUGGAGGAGAACGGGACUUCGGCUCUGUGCAUCACGGCGGACUGAGUCAGAGCAGAGAGGGGGGCAUGUCCGGACUGAGCUCCUACUCACCCACUUUAAUCACCCCUUUGAAUUCUGAAAACAACAGAAUGAACUAUUACACAUCAGUACAGAGCCUCUCCAACCAUUUCAGUGUUAAUAACCUCAUAUACAACCGGGAAGGAACCGAGGUGUAGCCUUUAAAAGUAGUAUAAAUAUCACUCAAGUUGGCAUUCACAUUUCUAAACUUAAUUUCUGUAAUUCUGACAUAGUCAGGUUGGGUAGGCCUCAUUUUUGGAACCAAGCUUUCCCUCCUAAUCGUGAGAAAAACAGCAUUUCAGAGCCUAAAAAGGAAUAUCCAAUAUCUCAGUUUGUCUGAAACCUCACAGCAAACAUGUUUAAUUGUAGAUAAUUAUCAUUGUGUAUUGUUCUACAGUUUUUUGUAUACUUAUUGUAGCUGCUUCGUGUCUUCAUAAAAAAAGAAGACACUCAUGUACAGAAAUUAUUUUCAUACGAAGAAACGUCAUGUAUUUUAGACUAAAUUGUGUUUUUUAUGUAUUAUUUAAA
Molecule: messenger RNA, 3145 nt
Organism: Notolabrus celidotus (New Zealand spotty)
Lineage: Eukaryota; Metazoa; Chordata; Actinopteri; Labriformes; Labridae
Gene: foxi1
Product: forkhead box i1
Exons: 2
Coding region: 1405-2775 (456 amino acids)
Biological process (GO): regulation of transcription by RNA polymerase II; anatomical structure morphogenesis; cell differentiation
Molecular function (GO): RNA polymerase II cis-regulatory region sequence-specific DNA binding; DNA-binding transcription factor activity, RNA polymerase II-specific
Source: RefSeq, a predicted model, not a curated record